Messenger RNA from Amblyraja radiata (thorny skate), 3353 nucleotides. RefSeq names its product rhomboid domain containing 1 (gene rhbdd1). Lineage: Eukaryota; Metazoa; Chordata; Chondrichthyes; Rajiformes; Rajidae. Gene Ontology annotation, molecular function: serine-type endopeptidase activity. The transcript is spliced from 7 exons. The record is from RefSeq and is a predicted model, not a curated record. Gene Ontology annotation, cellular component: membrane. Bases 199 to 1131 code for a protein of 310 amino acids.
AGCAUGUUAGCUCUCUGUUCCUGAAGUCUGAACCUUUCGAUCUAACUCAUUUUUUCUGUGCACCAGCAGGGCAAUUAAAUCAUUGCCGGACUUAAAAUCAAUUAGAGGUAAAUUUGAUCAAUCUGCAGCUGAUUACAGUCUUAACUAAUCCAAAGAACUCUAACCACUGCUCAAACUGUUUAUCGACCAAAGGGAAUCAUGUAUUCCAGGCGACGAGGGGGAAACCUGGGACUCUUUCUACUCCUGAGCCAGCUAUUCCAUGUGGGAUUUGAAAAUAUCCCACCGGUCACACUGAUGACGAUGGCACUGAAUAUCUUUCUAUAUUUAUCACCGAUUCAGCCAUUAAUGAAUGUUUGCAUCAACGUGCAAGAAACGUGGAACAGAAAUGACUGGAAACGGCUUUUCUUUUCACCAUUUCACCAUGCCGACGACUGGCACCUAUAUUUCAACAUGGUGUCAAUGCUAUACAAAGGAAUUCGACUGGAGCAAAGGAUUGGCAGCAACUGGUUUGCCUUCAUGCUGUCGGUGUUCUCAGUGAUGACUGGAAUUAUCUACUUACUGCUGGAAACAAUCCUAGCAGAACUGAUGGAGGACCAGUCCUAUAAAAUGCAAUGUGCAGUUGGUUUCUCAGGCGUUUUGUUUGCUCUGAAAGUUGUGAACGGCUAUUACAACCCAGGUGGACUCACCUAUGUGAUGGGCAUCCCAGUGUGGGAGCAGUAUGCAUGUUGGGCUGAGUUGGUUGCGAUUCAUCUGAUUGCCCCAGGGUCAUCUUUUGUUGGCCAUCUUUCCGGUAUCAUUGUUGGGCUAAUAUACAUCAACGGACCCUUGAAGCAAUUGAUGCAAAUUUGCGCUGAUGUAGUUUCAUCAAGUAGCUUUCCAAGGCAACAAACAAGAUUCAAUAACCAAGGUUCUUCUGGGUACCUUGCUUCUAGAAAUGAUGCCGCAUCUAACACAGAGAGGCAUGAUUAUACAGGAGGAAUGACCGAAGAGGAACAAUUGGACGAAGCAAUUCGGGCAAGCUUAGAUGAUGACAGGACCGAUAGUAAUAGCAGAAGAUCAUACGGCGUUGGGAAUCCACAACAUCUGAAUGAAGAGGAAAUAAGGCAGCGAAGACUAAACAGAUUUGCCUAAUGAUUAUCAACACUCAUUCCUCACUGUCAUCUUCUAUUAUGCCUUUUCUACAUGCAUAUUGUUACUGUCUUACAGUAUUUAUAUGAAAUGUUUGUUUUUGCAUUCAGGGAUACAAAUAUAUUUUAUUGUUAUAAACUCUUGUUUUUUACAAUACAUAACCGAACUACAGCUGGGAUGAAAACCAUUUUGUGCCACAAAUGAAGUAUGUUUACUAUUGCAUUGUGGAUGAGUUCAACACUUAAAGCUAAUUGCUGGGUUAACUAGUAAUGUGAGAAACAGUUGCAUUUCGACAACUAGAUGCUGCAAAGAUACAAUUAAAUGCUGCAGUGGAAGGGGAAAAUUGUAUGAUAUUUCUAGUUUGGGGAGUGCUUUGGGAAAGGGUUGUGGUGAGAUGAACUGCUAUGGUCUUCCUUAUCUAUAACCAUGAUAUUAGUGGCAUUAUAAUGUUUGAAGAUGCCAUGGCUUCCAAUAGAAGAGAAGCCACAUUCAGAGGGAAUGACUGAGACAGUUAGACCAAUGUAAGUGAUUUUCAGACUAGGCUCUCCACUUGCAACAUAAGAUCAUGGGCCUUGCUGUUGGUUGCACCCAAACUGGAGAAUAAUGAAAUAAAAAAUUGCAUUCAGCACAUUUAACUCAAUUUCUAAGAUCCUUUAUGUACAGAAAAUAUAUGCAGGAAUACACAUUUGUUUUUGGAGGGAUUCAUUAAACACACAUGUACCUGCUAUUAAUGAUUACUUGGGGGUUUGUGCUCUGAACAUGCUCUGAAAACAGAGAUCAUGUAGUCCUGUGUUCCAUUGUACAUGGAAUUACAGGGGAAUGUAUCUGAAAGGAAACAAACAUGAUAUUUCGGCAAGGAAACAAAACAAAUAUUUUUUGAUUAAAUAUUCAUUUUUCUUUAUUUUGGAUUCAGAUGUUGUUUCAUUGCAUGCAAUCUGAUCAACUUAGAUCUUGGUUUGUAGAAACAAUCCAACCUGUAAUAGAAUCUGAGUAGCUAAUUGAAUAGGACAAAUGAAUUAGAUCCAUAUCUUCCACUAAAAGGUAAGCCCAAAGAAACCUGUUUCAUUGUGAACAUCUGUCUGCUGUAGUUCGUACUGUUUAAAGUGCACUGUGUGUCACUCAGACUUGAUCUUGACAAUAUUACGAGUCAAGAGUGUUUUAUUAUCAUAUGCACAAGAACAGAACAAUUAAAUUCUUACAACUCAGUAUUUAAAUCAUUUUCUUACAUUUAUUAUAUCUUACAAAAGGAAAUAUUCUGCUUUUUCUGGAGGAAAAGACUACAGUGUACAAAGAUAUCUAAUUUUAAUCACAAUUUAUGGGUAUUAGGAAAAGUGAGGAUUAUUGCACUGCAAUUGAGUAAAUCCAUUAGUGGAAUUUAUCUAAGCAAGCAAUUUAGUGCCUGGAUUAAAAUUGUUCUUAGUCAGAUAAAUGUAAAACUGAACUUGGGUAUAAUUGUACAAAUGAUAUCAGUGUAUCACCAUGAUCCAUUACGUGUCAGUAUAAAGACAUUUGUUAAAUCAAAAGUGAAAUUGUGCAUUUCAUAUCAGAUGGUUAUGAUUAUAGAAUGGGUGGAGAUAAAUAGAAUCUGUUUGAUUGGCCAUAUUGUACUUGAAAAUAAUGGUAAAAAUUUGUUCAUAAAUGCCAAUUAUCCCUUAUAUGCCUGUUACGUUUGAUCGAUUUGUUUAAUAUCCAACCAAAAAACCCUCUUUGCCAUUUUCUUCUUGCUAUUCCUCCUUCAAGCCAACAUUUUGGUUCCAAAUUGCAAAUCAUAAGCUUUAGAUCUAGUUGCAAUUGGAAGAAACCAAUUGAUUUUAUUUUUCAAAGCAGCCUUUCAUGUGGAUAGAAAAGUUAUUUCAUUAUCUUUUUCAUGUUAAAUGAUGUGUGCCUUAUGAAUGUUUUUUUUAUUACACUUGCAUUCAAUAAACACGAUUUGUAUUAAAUGGGGCGACUUUUAAAUGUAGGUCAGGGGAAAGGAUAUGAAUGUAAAUGGUCCUAGCUUAAUUGGUGCUGGAACGCAAAAGUCAGAGUGUUUCCUCCUUUGACCACAUCUGAGCAGUAAAAUUACAGAGGUAUUGCCAACUUUCCACAUUUAGAAAUGUCUUUCCAAUUUGCUAUAAUUGGAUCCUAGAGUCUUAAAGUGAGUUUGUAAUCCAACUAACCUUUUAUAAACUCUUGGUUUUUGUAUUGGAAGGAAGAAAAAUAAAAUAAUGUUGCUCUUCUUGGAA